Molecule: messenger RNA, 252 nt
Organism: Monoraphidium neglectum
Lineage: Eukaryota; Viridiplantae; Chlorophyta; Chlorophyceae; Sphaeropleales; Selenastraceae
Exons: 1
Coding region: 1-252 (83 amino acids)
Source: RefSeq, a predicted model, not a curated record
AUGGUCCAGCAGGCGCCGCAAAACGCCACAGGCGCCCGCGCCUGCGAAUUCUCUGACGUGGUCGUGAUCUGCCCUGAGUGCGAGGGCAGCCACGGCGACGGCGGCGACGGGGGCGGCUCGGGGGACUCCGCGCGGGCUGCGGCGGCCCGCGCCGCGAGUGCGGCGUGGGGGCAGCGGCCGGUGUCGGCGGACUGGCUGGUGGCGUCGGCGGCGGCGUACCAGGUGCAGCCGCUGGAGCCGUACAGGCUGUGA